Fimicolochytrium jonesii is the source of this 2166-nucleotide messenger RNA. RefSeq lists its product as uncharacterized. The transcript has a single exon. The coding region runs from base 182 to 2092 and encodes 636 amino acids. NCBI's taxonomy places the organism in Eukaryota, Fungi, Chytridiomycota, Chytridiomycetes, Spizellomycetales, Powellomycetaceae. Gene Ontology annotation, molecular function: protein binding. The record is from RefSeq and is a predicted model, not a curated record.
AUUUGCAUAGGUUGUCCGAUUGUGGAAGCCUCGUUGUGUAGCAUAUUCCAGCGGUAGAUACGAGCGUCAUGCCUCCCGCUGGAACCAUUCCCCACAUACCCGUUAGUACAAAAGGAAUGGGCAGCUGGCAGUCCCCUCACCACAUUCACCGCACUCCGUCCCUCCCCCCAUCCACCAAACGAUGAAGUUCCUCGCCACCCUCGCCCUCGCGGCGCUCUCGGCGUUCACCGCUCAAGCCGCCCUCCCCGUGGCGCCUUCCAACAUCGUCGCCUUCCCCAUGCGCGACAUGGUCACCAUCGAAGGCUUCGCCGAGCGCACCGGCCAGCAGAUGAAGGUCGAGGUCCUUCGCGGGACCACCGUUGUCGGAUCCACCAUCGGAACCGUCUCUGGAGACGAUGUCGCGUUCGACGUCAACCACCCUGGCGGUGUGUGCUGGGGCGCUGGCACCAACUUGAAGGUCACGCCUUCCCUGCAGGCCGGGGAUCGCAUCCAGGUUUCCAUUGCUGGAAGUGUGAUAGCCGAUUCCACCAUCCUGGACACGAACGUUGAGAGUGUGGAUUACACGGCCGGAGCAUUGUCUUUCACCGUCACCGGACAGAUCGCUGCGAGCAUCCCGAUGGCGAACUUCGAGUGCCGGAUCGUGAACCCGGCGAUGACGACAACCGUCAUCGCCAAACGCGACAUUCGCGCCGUUCUGGGAGACUUCAACACCAAGGCCUUCACCAACGGGUACCGGUCCGGUGUUGUUGAAUCGACCGUCGGUGGUGUCAGGCGCUGGAAGGCGACCUUCGAAUUUGACCCUAACGCCGCUAAUGCUGUUGCUGUUGCCCAGACCGCCGCUACGGGUGGAGGCGCGAGGGCUAACGCCUGGAUGGCUGGCGCCGGACAAGGAAUGACGAUUUGGGAACUCGGUGAAGUGAAGGGGCCUGGUGUGGGUGGAUGCCCCGCUGGACCUGACACGACCGCCCCCGGCGUCGGAACCGUUGCCACUGUUUUUGGUGCCGGAAACGUUAAGGUUUCCUGGAGCACCCCGGCCGUCGUGCCUGGCGGCGCCGCGAUCUCCGGCUACGACGUUAUUGUCAUGCCCAAAGCGGUCACCGCCGGUCUCCGCAAGACCACCGGAUUCCGCACCGCCGCCAACAUCAACACCGUCACCGUCAGCGACGCCUCCAUCAGCCUCGACACCUCCACCGUCCAAGUCCGCAGUCUGGUCGGAACCGCAUUGUCCAACCCUUUCAUCCCUGCCGCCAACCCGCAGCCCGUCGUCGACAUCACCCUCACACUGACCCCGCCCGCCGGCGCCGACGAGACCGCCGUCAUCACCGCCACCUCCGUCACGAUCGCCUCCAACGUGCAGAUCUACUACGCCACCAACCUCGACACGGUCAUGACCGGCGGAAUCCCCUCCGACGCCGCCAUCGUCUACGACGGCCAGCCCAUCCUCAUCGGAACAAAGACCACCCUCCACAUCGCCGCGAUCCACGCCAACGGCCAGUUCAAGGUCCAGACCGUUACCUACCAACCCCCAGCCGCCGUCCUUCCCCAGCCCCCUACCGCCGUCAAGGCCACCGCCGCGCCAGGUGGUGCCAUCCUGACCUGGACCGCGCCCGCCGACGCCUCCAUCACGGGCUACGCAGCGCAGCAAUACGACGCCACGAACACCGAAGUCGGCACCCUCCACCUUGCGACGGGCGGCGAAACCCUCGACCGAAGGAUGGUCGUCGAAGGUCUCGCCCCGGGCGUGUCCACCACCCUCGCGCUCAAAUCCAUGAACAAGGCCGGCAUCUUCUCCGUCGCGUCCGAGUUUGUCACCGUCACGCCCCUGAAGGCCGUCGACACCAUCACGAUCGCCAAGGCGCGCCAGCAGCAGAGGGAUCUGCGUGUGGACGGGACCGGGUCGGAUGUGUCCGCGACGUUUACGCUGCACAAUGCGUGUGGGAAUGCCCCGUGUCCCGAGGUGCUUGCUACGGCGGGUGCGGAUGCGGCCGGUGCGUUUGUGUUGAGGAAUAAGGCCGCUGCUCCGGGCAUUCUGAACGUGUGGGUCAAGUCGUCUAAGGGUGGCAUCGCCGGCCCCGUUAAGGUCGCUGCUUAGAGAAAAGUAGCUGAGGUGAAGCACACUAUGUUCAAGAUAGUGAUACCAUAUUUACAUAGCAUACAUACUACAUA